This is a messenger RNA of Trichomonas vaginalis G3, 156 nucleotides long. RefSeq lists its product as uncharacterized. The transcript has a single exon. NCBI's taxonomy places the organism in Eukaryota, Parabasalia, Trichomonadida, Trichomonadidae. The record is from RefSeq and is a predicted model, not a curated record. The coding region runs from base 1 to 156 and encodes 51 amino acids.
AUGCACCAAAACCAACACAACAACAACAACAACCAGCACAACAACCAACACAACAACCAGCACAGCAACCAACAGUUCAAAACCCUGCACAACAACAACCACAAACAGAGCAAGGACAUAAAAGAAGUAGAGAACAAGGAAACCAAGAAUUCUUAA